Messenger RNA from Drosophila ficusphila, 8062 nucleotides. It is a transcript of the gene Snoo, whose product is annotated as AF4/FMR2 family member lilli. NCBI's taxonomy places the organism in Eukaryota, Metazoa, Arthropoda, Insecta, Diptera, Drosophilidae. Gene Ontology annotation, biological process: negative regulation of BMP signaling pathway. The record is from RefSeq and is a predicted model, not a curated record. Gene Ontology annotation, molecular function: DNA-binding transcription factor activity, RNA polymerase II-specific; SMAD binding; RNA polymerase II cis-regulatory region sequence-specific DNA binding. Gene Ontology annotation, cellular component: nucleus.
GAUUGCCGGCGACCAAAACAUCAAAACGGCGCCUCUGUCGUUUUUUCGCUCUCGAACCAUUCGGACGUGUCCGUGCGCGUUAGCGUGGGUGCCUGUGUGUGAGUGGCGAACAAAAAUAUCGAGGAAAAAGCUCGCACGUGCGACGCUUGCAAAAAAAAAAAAGAAAUAUAUGUUACCCAGAGAGGGGCACAAUAAGGCAGAAUCCAAGUAAAUAUUCAAUAACGAGUGCAAAAAUAAUUUGCAGGCGCAAAAAAGAUUUAUAAAUAGUGCAACAACAACAAGAGCAGCACAAUAAAAGAAUUUGUCAGGCGGCGUUUGUUUUUGUUCUCCCUCUCUUUCUCUCUGUCCAACCCUCUCGCUCGCUCUCACUGCCUGCGCUCCUCUCUUCCGUCUCUGUCAGCCGGCCUUAGUCGCGUGUGUGCGUGUGUCUCCGCGUGUGUGUGUGUCUGUGCAGCGCAAAGAUAAAAAAGUUGAGAAAUUGAGAUAUACGAAAUGAAAUACAAAAAUUCAACUUAAGAAAUUGCGCCGAAGAGAAAUUAAUUUAUGGCGAAAAUUUAAUAAGUGCAGGGCACAGGCGAAGUGCGCACAAGUUUUCACCCAGUCGACAAAAGCCGGCCGAUAUAUAUUUCUAAAAAUACGCGACUGAAAUAAUAUCGAAAUAUUCUAAACACGCGACAAAAUACAGCAAGAAAAAAGUCCUGUGCUUGUGUGAGUGAGAGAGCUAAAGUGCCGACGGCAAGAUGCUAAAUGUGAAAGGAAACAAAAUUAGUUAAACUAGCUGACAAAAUCAAACAAAACCAAUCAACGAAUGUGCCAAAUUGUUACGCAAAGUGGAAGUGAAAAAAGUUAGACAGAUUGGAGAAAAAGCGUAACAAAAAUUAAAUAGUUAUUCAUAAAAAAUGGAUCCAAAUCGUGGCCCUUCAAAUCACUAAAGGGUUAAGAUAAUUGGUAGAAAUAAGUCAAACCAUUUUACAACAGAUAUCGACUUUAAUCUGAUAAAACUUCAUGGAAAUGUUCCGUUCCUGAAGGACAGCCAUUGAAACUGUUAGUAGAUCCCUAAGGCACGAAACUAUCUUUAUAGAGGGAUUCAAAAUCAUAAGGACUGCGAACAAGUUCUCGUUAAGAUGGCUAGUGCCCCAUUCUGAGGCCCCAACGAUCGCAACUUGGUUAUCUAAGACAUUGCCCAACAAUGACCGAAUACGCCGUGACGCCCAUAAUUAGCACCGUCUUGAAAAAGUACCAGACGAGUGCCACGAAAUCGCUCCAGGGGCCAGGACACGCCCUAACCACCGCCGGUGUCCUGGACAUUGCCACCAACGGGAGGAGCGAGAGUCCCGGCCUCAGCUUGUCCAAUGGAAAAUGUCAAGCUUCGCCGCCAGUUGUAGUGCUAAUCAAAAAGGAAAUACUCAGCUCACCGGAGCCCCAGGACCUUCAUCAUGAGUGCUCCUCGAGGGGCACGCCCCCACAGAUAUAUCCACCCGCCACGCCCCCCAGGGAACUCUCACAACCGAUUCUAUCGGUGGCGGAUUCGGGCUGCGGGGAGCUCUAUGAGACGAAUUUGGAAGGAAAGACCAUUGGAUGUUUCUCCGUGGGCGGGGAAAUGAGACUUUGUUUGCCCCAGUUUCUCAACAAUGUUCUCAACGACUUUUCCCUGGAACAGAUCAACAGGAUCUUCGACGAACUGGGCAUAUACUGCUCGCAGUGUACACCCGAUCAGCUGGUGGAAUUCAAGGCGGCCAAGAUCCUGCCAUCGGAUGUUAAGGCCAGUGGCUUGAUAACCAGAACCGAUGCCGAGCGACUUUGUGCGGCUCUACUCCAUCGAUCGGACCGGAAUAGCUAUGUGCCGAUCGAGAGUUUGGCCAAGGGAGCCCUGAGCUUCCACGUCUAUCACAAGUGCUUUGGGAAAUGCGAGGGCAUCUGCACCCCCGACAUGUACUCGUACCAGAAACCGACCUGCAUCAAGUGCCUCGAGUGCGAUGGCUGGUUCUCGCCGCAGAAGUUCGUGGGUCAUGUCCACCGGAAGUUCGAGAACCAAACUUGUCACUGGGGCUUCGAUUCGCGCAACUGGCACGACUAUCUGCACGUGGCGCUGGACGUGGAGAACCGGGAGAAGUACCAGAUCAUCCUCGAUCAGCUGAAGGAGGUGGAGCUCAAGGAGAUGCACAAGGCGCAACGGGAAUUGGAUCACAAGAAAAGAAAGGCGGAAAUGCUCCUGGACGACGGGCUGCUGGGAUCGGGACACGUUCUCGGAUUGGCGGCACAUCCGCACGGACUGGUGGGCGCCCUGGCCCCGCCCCCUCCGCCGCCGAUGAAGCAGUCGCAGAUGGACAUUCCCAGUGGCAAGAAGCAGCAGCAGCAGCAGCUGAAGGGAGCCUCGCCUGGAGCGGCCAUGGAGUACCACUACCAGAUUAUGUAUGCGCACUGUGUGCAGCAGCAGCAGAGGGAAAGAGAGAGGGAGAGGGAGCGGGAGAGAGAGCGAGAGCGGGAGAAGGAGCACCUGCCGCACUCGCAUCCCCUGCCCCUCCCCCUGCCACUGGCCCACCAGCAUCGAGCCGUUCUGGUGGCCACCGCACCACAUCCCCACGGGCCGCACCACCACCCACCGCCGGCCGCGCUCAACUCCUCGUCGGCGUUCCGUCCGUGGGGACCCAGCAACGCGAAGGCCUUCCUGCACGCCUACAAUGCCACGCUCUCCUCGCUGCCGUACGCCUGCCAGGAUCCGCCGGAGCUGCAGAAUCCCGAGCGGGUGGUGCGCAGCACGGACAAGCGGUACGCGGAGCGCACCUACCAGCCCAACGUGGCGUUGGCGCCGCGCAAGAGCAUCCUCUCGAAGGAGCGGGACAGCAACAAGGAGCGCGAGCGGCUCGCGGAGCGGGAGGUGAUGGAGCGCCAGCGGCUGAGGGACAAGGAGCGGGACCAUCAGGUGGUGCACAUCAAGCAGGAGCGAUCGCAGACCCCCACACCCACGCCACCCACAAUAUCGCCGAACGAAAGCGUCGACGUGCCACUGGAUGUCGUCGAACCGCCGCACACCUCCUCCAGUGGCAGCAAUUCACCGUUACCCGCCCACCUGCCCGCUGCUCCUGCAGGGAGUGCAGCACCACCAGCAGGCGGUGCAGGUGGUGUACCACCGUCGCAAGCCACAACCACAACGGCAGCAGCAGCAAGCACAACAACAACGGCGGCCGCCAACCUGCGAAAUAUGCGCAGUCCCGAGGAAUUUUCAGCGGGUGGCAGCAACGAGAUUACCUCCUCGACCUCGCCGCACCACCAGUCGGUGGUGCAGCCAUUGGGGGCGGGGACGGGGGCGCCACCGCCGUCGCAGCACAUCAUAGCCACCGUUAAUCAGCAUGCCAAACUAUUGCCCAGCUCCAGUUCGCUGCCGAAUGGCAGCUCGUCGCUGGCGGCCACGAACAACGAACCAAGUCGGAUUAGGAUCAACAAGAACCUGAUGAGUCAGCAGCCGGUGGUUGGGGUGAGUCCCCACCUCGCUCCACACCACCACCAUCAGCAGCAGCAGCACCACCAUCACCACCAGCAGCAGCAGCAGCACCACCAGCAGCAGCAACAGCACCACCAGUCGCAUCACCACAUGACGCAUCACUACAGCCAUGGUUACUACAAGGCGCAGGCCUCCUCGCCCACCCAAUCCUCCAGUGCCGGGCUCAACCUGAGCACCCACUCGUCGAAUGUGGUCAGCUCACCGCACCACCCGAGCCACCACCCGAAGUCGCAGCACAGUGCUGGUGGUGGUGGUAGCCACGGCCUUUCCAAUGGAAAGCCUCAUUUGGGCAGCGAAUUCGAGCUGUCCACGGAUACGGAUGAUACGGACAGCCUGAACGGGGAACCGGACUCGAGUGCCAUGUUGCCGCCCUGGGAGCAGGCGGUGGAGUCGCUGCGGGACACGCGGCCCAGGGAUCGGGAGCGGGUGCUCCACCUGCUGCAGGGAUUGCUGCAGGAGAACCACCAGUAUCGCUACAAGAACAUCCAGCUGUGCGAGGCGCUGCACAGCAGGGAUGCCCAGAUCGCCGACCUCACGGAGCAACUGCAGCGGUAUCGCAGGCAGUUCGAGGAGCAGGAGUGCAAGGUGGACCUGCGCAAGAUGCCGUUCAAGCAGCAGACGCGACUCGAGGAGAUUGUGGUGGCCAGCGGAGGAGGCGCCGGCGAACGGGAAGCGGAAGCGGAAGCGGAAGUGGAGGAGGAGGAGGACGAGGACCUCGAGGAGGAGGAGAUGGAGGACAGGGCCAAUAACAAUAAUCAACAGGAGCUGUUGCCGCUGAUGAAGCCACCGCCCCCGGCGAAUGGCCUGCGUAGGAGUGCCACGCCCCUCAACUGUUGUACGAGCGAAGGGGAGUUCCUCGAGAAGCUCGAGGAGCCCGAGAACAAAAGGAUAAAGCUGCAGCAGGUGGCGGAGGAGGAGCAGGAGGCAGGCAGGGAGGAGAAAUCGCAGGAGGAGGAGGAGGAGAGCCCCUCCAACAACUCACCAGCCACGGAGUCCGAUGAACUGGAGAAAGGCGAGCGAAACGGGGAGAAAAGCCACCCAAGUAAUCAUCUUAAGAGUCCCCCAGCCAGUCAAACCUCCAGCGAUGAGGAAAUGGAGGACGACGAAGACGACGAGGAGGACGAAGAGGAGGUCGAGGAGGAGCUGGAGGAGGAUGAGGGUGUCCAGGUGCAGGCCCCCCACAGCAGUGCUCUGGCCACGCCCCCCACGGCGACAACGCCCCUUUCGCCGGACUCGGCGGCCACCGCCGGUCAACUUUUCGAUAGCAGCAACAGCAGCGACGAGUCCUCGAUGAAGAAGGCCCAGAUGUCCGCCUGUCAUGCCCUGGAAAAGAUCAGCAGCAACGUGGCCAGCGAGGAGAGCAAUCGCAGGCUCGAAGAGGAGAGCCAGGACGCAGAAGAGGAUGCGGAGGAAGAUGCAGAGGAGGAGCCGGAGGAGGAGGAGGAGGACUCCGACGACGACGAGAUGCCAUUGCAGCAGCGGCAGCAGCAGCAGCAGCAGCGCCAGUGGAUGCCACCCCAAGCCCAAACGGUGGUCAGCGGAUCAGCUCAGGCGGUGCACCAGCAGCAUGCCGCGAACGCACCACAUCCCCCGAUGGCCACCAAGGCCAGCAAGAAGCAGACACCACCAGCACCACCCACGGCAGCCACAUCCACCACAACGUCGGCGACAACGAACUGCGAGUUACAAAUCAAAAAGGAAAUAGCCUAGAGAUAAAAACCCCCAAAAAAAAGAGGAAGAAACUCUCAAUGAAAAGCUCCUUCCACACACACACACACACACACACACACUGUUGGAAAUUUAGUUAAGAUCGCAAUUUCACUUGGAAAAGAAAGUGCAGCCGAAAUUCAAGCACAAAGCCUAAACGCACAUUUUGCCCGUUUUAUGGGUUUUACUAAUCUUUCGAGAAAUGAAAUAUAUUUUGAAAUACUAAUUUGGUAAUGUUUAUAAACAUGCCCGCUGGCUUUUCAAUUGUUAAAUCUAACUGAGUGACACGUCAUCACAUUUGUUUAACAAAAUCCUAUUAGGGAUUACCAACUGAAUUUUAAAUAUUACACAUUUUCAAAUCAUUUGAGUUUUUAAUACAACUUGAACAACCCAUAUUAUAUUUAAAGAAAUUUAUAAAGAGCAAACCUUAAGAUCCUGGGAACGUGAAAAACUAUAAUUUUUCCCCUGUAUCGCAACUACUUUUCAAAAUUUUAAUAUAUUUUCAAAUCGCUUUUACAUAGCUUGAAUUGAUCUCACUCAAAAGAAGAAAAGAAAAACAAAACAAAAAGGACAAAACAAUUUAUUUAUGCUUCCCAAUUUCGAAAAUCUUUCAGCGUUGCUUGCAGAAAUUAUAAAUGAAACCAAAGCUUUAAAAAAAUUAAUUUUGUGUAUAUUGUUCAACGACCAAUUUGUGCGUGUGUUUUUAGCACUUAUUGCUAGACCUAAUUAAGAUAUUAUUUUUUACACUUGUAAGCUCUGCAAGACAUUUAAACCCAAAACAAUAUUCAAAGCGAGGCUUCAAAAGCAAAAUUUAGAAAAGGUUUUUCUUUGGUCAGACAGGCAGCUGGUUCUUUUUAAGAAAGGAGGGAGGGGAUAUGCACAUAGCCCUCUGGAAACCAAUGUAAUUACACUAAGUUAACCCUUAGUUUAAGUUGAACAGACAAAUCGAUAGAGAGUAAUGAGAAAACACACAAAAUGAACCCACCACAGAUAACAACAAAAAUAUACGCUAAACAGUUCUAAAAUAAAUCUUAUUAAAGAAGGAAAAGCAAAUUUGUAUGAAUAAGGAGUUGCAGCGUUAAAUUUAUACAAUACAGAUAUGAUUAAUAUACUACGAUAUAUGACAGAUGAUGAGCAGGAAGUGCUGGAUUAUUAAUUAAUCCCAGCCUCCACGAGAUGCAUAAACAUAUACAUAAGCUUACAUAAAGAUUAAUAUUUAUUGUAGCUGCUAGUUAUAAUUCGAGCAAUUCUCUUAAUUGUAUAAUUAUAGUCUUCUGUUCUUCUUCAAGUUGUAAGCUUUGCUCUGUAGGCAUUUAGUUUCGUAGAUCGUAAACAUAAAACAAAACAUUUGCUAACUAGUUCUUAAGGCUUCCUUUUUGGCUUAGUUCUUUGUCUAUUGUGAAUGACAUCGACUGGUCCUCGUUUUUUUGUAUAUAUAAUUUUUCCCUCGACGAGAUUAGAGUACGGAUUUUAGUUGCCAACACUUUGUGAGAGACAUUUGUAUAUGCAAGAUAUCUUCUGGAUAAUAACCAACUAAAAACAAACCCAAGCCAAGAGCCAAGCGAAAAGAGCGCAGAGAUUUCUAAAAUCUAUAAACUUUUGUUAUAAAAACAUAUUUCAUAAAUUAUUUAUGCCUGUGUGUGUUUGUACUUUCUAAAAGAAAACAUUUCGUUCUGUAUUUAAGAAUACAAUUUCUAAAUUAAAAUAAAACAAAAGGAAACAAAAACCAUUUAAACAAAUUCAAACCAAAAUUUGUUUAGAUCAUAAGCUAAAUUUAUGUAAAAUUGUAUAAAUUUAAACAAGCGAUAAACGAACACUUAAGACGUAAAUAAAACAUUUAUAAACCAUUCAAAUUGAGACACUAAGCAUUAAAGAAUCCAUUGUUAUGCAUAAAAAAAAGUUUAAAAAAUUCACAAACAAAUUGCAAUUGCCUUGCAAAAAAAAUAAAUAAAAACAAAAACAUACAAAUUAUUGUAAAUGAAUUCUCUUCAAUUUUGUGUUUUAUUUGCCAGAACCAGAACCAGUACGAUAAAUGAAUAACAUUAAAUAAGUUAAAUAACACAGCUAAAGAACAGAAAAGUACCGAGUGAAUAGGGACGAAAUAUGGUUAAUCAAAAACGUCAAAACGGUUUUCAGCAAAUUUCGUGUAUUUAUGGCCAAAUUUUACAAACGAUGAAAAUAGUUGAGCAUACAGAGAUGAAAAAAACCCAAACAUGUUUUGUAUCAUUUUUGCUAACAAUCCAAAGAGAUAAACAACAAAACAAACAAUCAUUUUUAUAAUUAAACGAUUAAAAUAUAUUGACAAAUUUUACAUAACCCGAGUGUUUAUAUAUGACAUAUUAUAUAUAUUUAAAUUUAAAUACGAGAUAGAACGAUGCCCAGCUAAAUUCGAGCAUCUUUGCCCCGCUUAAUGAAUCGACUUGAUAUUGUUAAAACUUAAACGUGCAAAGGCUAAAGAAGAACAAGAAAUCACAAAAUAAUGGCAUAAGUUAUAUACUAAUUAUUUAAGCAUGCAGCAACAAAUCCGCGUCUUGUCAAAAUACAACAUAUACAUAAAUAUAUGUCUGACGAUUCAGAAUGCAGAAAUAAAAUGUACAAAUUGUGGAGCAAAUAAACAAUAGAAAAUGUAGUGAGAAUUCGGGGGGAGGAGUAUAAACGAAAACAUAAAAUGAAAUGCACCACAAGCAAAUAAAGUUUAAUCAAAUUAAACAGUUAAUGAAAAAGCAAAUUUGACUUCAACGUUUCAUAUUUAAGUAGUGCAGAAACAAAUAAAUACAAAAGAAAAAUAAAUUAUUACGUAUGUAAUGAAAACAAAAACAAGAAAUAAAAAAGCGAUAAAUAUUAUGCAAAAUA